AUGGUCUUGGCAACCUCCAUCAUGAUUCCGAAAAAGACAGCCAUCCGAUCCGUCGUGUGCUUUUGUCACGGUUACACGGACAAUGUAUCCUUUAUGAAACGAGUGGAAAACAUGCGCUUGGUGGAAGAAGGGAUCGCCUUUUGUGCCAUUGAAUACGAAGGACACGGAAAAUCGGAUGGUGCCCUCGGCCUCAUUACGGACUGGGAACGACUCAUUGACGACGUCCAAGCGUAUUUUCAAGAAACCACUCUCAAGCGUUUCCACAACAUCCCGGCGUUCCUCAUGGGCGAAUCUAUGGGCGGCGCCGUGGCUUAUUCCGUCUACAACCGUAUUCCGGACGUGUUCCGGGGUGUCGUUUUCAUUUGUCCCAUGUGCAAGAUCAGCGACCACAUGUUGCCUCCCGCGUGGGUCAUUCGCUGCAUUCAAUGGUGUAUCGGACCGACGGGGACCUCUUCGUGGCUAGGGUACUUGCCAAUCUCUCCCUCUAGCUCUUUGCACGAUGUAUGUUACCGUGUACGAGAAAAGCGCGAUUUAGUGUCGCGUUGCCCAUCCGUCUUUGCCCGCAAUCCACGCUUGGCCACGGCGCGAGAACUGAUCGAUGUGACGCAACGCAUUUCCAACAGUCUCGGAUCGUUUUCUGCCCCCUUUCUGGUACUUCAUGGACAGGCCGAUCUCGUCACGGACCCGGCCCUGUCCCAGGCGUUGUACGAAGAAGCCUGCUCCCAGGACAAAACGAUUCGACUGUAUGAAGGGAUGUGGCACGCACUGACAACGGGGGAGACGGAAGAAAAUACAAAAAUUGUCUUUCGGGAUUGCAUCGAAUGGAUUUUGGCGCGAUCCUAA
Phaeodactylum tricornutum CCAP 1055/1 is the source of this 843-nucleotide messenger RNA. RefSeq lists its product with no specific name. The coding region runs from base 1 to 843 and encodes 280 amino acids. The record is from RefSeq and is a predicted model, not a curated record. The transcript has a single exon. Gene Ontology annotation, cellular component: membrane. Lineage: Eukaryota; Bacillariophyta; Bacillariophyceae; Surirellales; Neidiaceae. Gene Ontology annotation, molecular function: lipase activity.